GGGUCUCUACUAAGUGAAAUAAGACAGCAAAAAAAAGAAUUAGAAAAGCAAGAGACCCGUUAUUUUGUUUAACGGGUCUCUAAUUUAUCAAAGGGCCCACUUUUUAUUUGGAGAAAAUAAGGAAAGAUAAAUAAGAGACCCGUUAUUUAUUUUAAUGGGUCUCUAAAUGCACUGGACCCACGUGACUACAGAGAAGUAGAAAAAGAAGAGACCUUUUUUUGUUGAUACCGGGUCUCUUGCUUUUUUCUUCUUCAAAUCUCCCAAACUUUGUUUCAUUGAAAAAAAAAUCAAGCUUUUCUAUCUCUCUUCCUCCACGCUGCAUCUCUCGAUCUGAUAAACCAGAGUGAUAAAAUCUCCGCGAGGUUGGAAGCACAUAGAAGCGAGCAUCCCAAGUUCAGCUAGCUGUAUACACUGGCAGAUCUGAACAAGAGGAAACUAUGGCAUCUACUUAUUCUCAACCUCGAAAAGUACAUCACUCUUGCCAUUUUCCAAGUUUGUUACGUUUUAGCUUCAAUCUAUGAUUUUUUGUGAUGUUUUUGUCGAUUUCGUUUGUACUUCAUGUUGAUUUUGCUGCAAUUUUGUUGCUUCUUUUUCUUGUUUGUUAUGGAUUUCAGCGAAUUUAGGGUUCUUUUAUUUCUUGUACGGCUAUGUGUUGUGAGAUUAGGGUUUUGGGGUAUCGAUCUUAGGGAGGAUUUGAGCGGAAUUAGGAUUUCAUAUUGGUUUAAAUGUUUUAGGGUAUAAAGGUAAUCGACUAAUCCGAAUAUGAUUUGAUUUGGUUAGUUUUUGUGUUUCAUAGAUUUCAGAUGAAGGCUGAUAUAGGCAUGUUUUGAUGUUGGUACAUAUUACGAUAUUCGGGACAUUUGCCUAAAAUUAAUCUUGGUUAAUCACCACUUAUCAAUAACUUUUUACUAAUUAAAUAAUUUUGCACUUAAUUUCUCUGAAUGAUGUAGGAUACCAUGAAAAUUUGUUAAUGCCUAGCAUAAUUAGUGCAAUGACAACGCCAAAAACUAAACCUAAGAUACAAAAAUAAGCGGCCUAAGUUUUAUUAGUGUUGAACCAAUUAAUCAUGGUUUACUUUAAUUAGUUAAGGGCUUGUUGGAUAUCACAGUCACUCUUGUCACACCACUCUUCUUCAUUCUUGCUGCCAAGCUGGUCUUGUCCGAAGCUGUGAUUAUUCUCGGACUUUAUUGGUUGAUUGAUGCCGAAUUUCUGAUCAAAAAUAUCUGUUUUCAGCUAAUUCUGUGGUCAACGUGCUGUUGUAGGGGUAGGUUCAUCUGAGGUUGAAGCAAAGUAGACAGGUUUACAAUAUUGAUAUAGGUGUACUGAGGGAAGAAGGGUGAGUAGUGAUGGCUUUCAAGCCAUUUGAUUGGUAUUGCCAGCCAGUGGCGAAUGGUGUAUGGGCAACAGCGGUGCAAAAUGCUCUGGGAGCUUUUACACCCUGUACCACAGACACUAUUGUGAUUUGCAUAUCACAUUUAGCUAUGAUGGGGCUGUGUGUAUAUCGAAUAUGGAUAACCAACAUGAAUUUCAAAGCUGAGAAGUUUUGUUUGAGGUCCAAAUAUUACAACUACUUUUUGGCUUUGUUGGCUGGUUACUCUGCAGCUGAACAUUUGUUCAGGUUAAUCAUGGGUGUUUCGGUGCUUAAUUUGGAAGGGGAGGCUGGUCUUGCGCCAUUUGAGCAAGUAAAUUACAGUAAUGCUAGAAAAUGAGAAAAAGAAGGUUG
Molecule: messenger RNA, 1723 nt
Organism: Spinacia oleracea (spinach)
Lineage: Eukaryota; Viridiplantae; Streptophyta; Magnoliopsida; Caryophyllales; Amaranthaceae
Product: ABC transporter C family member 1-like
Exons: 3
Coding region: 1347-1709 (120 amino acids)
Source: RefSeq, a predicted model, not a curated record